Molecule: messenger RNA, 5777 nt
Organism: Cavia porcellus (domestic guinea pig)
Lineage: Eukaryota; Metazoa; Chordata; Mammalia; Rodentia; Caviidae
Gene: Ammecr1l
Product: AMMECR1 like
Exons: 10
Coding region: 1400-2368 (322 amino acids)
Cellular component (GO): nucleus
Source: RefSeq, a predicted model, not a curated record
CAGACAUGGUACCAUCUCCGCAAAAACAAACGACAGAGUAACCCAAAAAAUGGGGUUAUAAGAGCAAGUCUGGUCAAAAAUAAGAAUUUGAAAUUAAAAUGAUUUAGUUUAAUUUUUAAAGGAUAUUUUUUGCAUGCUGUUCUUUUGGAUGUCUGGGCCUGACUAGUACGGAGGAAUGUGCUUAGUCGGGCUCUGAAUAAUCCUGUCCGAUGUGAAUCCCACUGAGAUCAUCUCUAGCGGGAGCUUCAGGGCCAGAGGAGAGGGACUCUUGAUGUGAGCUGGCGCCACUAGAGCCAGGACCUAAAGCUGGGGAGCCUUCCUUCUCCAGUGUGUCGGAAGGCUGGCAAGGCUGGUGCAGGCAGCUGGCACCAGGCCUGGCUCUGGCCGUGGGCUGUAUGAUUUAAGGCUGCUCUGAGUCGUCCCUUCCAGGCUGCUUUCGAAGGCAGCGGCUGGGUCAGGCGAGGUGACGUGAGCAUGGUCGCUGGGAGGAGAGCCGCUGGCAGGUCAGCGCUGAGUCCUUAAGAGCGACGAGCAGCUAGGCUGCAGCACCCCCAGGCUGCGCGAGGGCCAACACUUGGCCGCGUCGCGGACAAUGCCGCCGGCCCGACUCGCACUACAGCUCCCGGCGUGCUCCGCGCCCGCGGGAGAAACCGGGCUGCCCGGUCGCACGCUCCGCUCAGCCGCCUCAGCGCCGGGCGAGGGACGUCCGCGUUCUGUCAGUUUUCCCCCAGUGUUCUUUAUCCCAACUGUCUAGGACUGGGGCACGCAAAUGCAAAGUAGCCCUCUAAUUCAACCCCGUAGGGUCGGCACCAGCCAAUAAAGUGCGCCGAAAACCACGUGACAGGGUUGGGGCGGUGCUCUGGUACCUCCCUGAUCUCUAUGGUUCUCCCUGGCUCGCUAGAGGGCGUCUGGUCCACUGGAGGACUCCCUACAUUUUUCCUCCAUUACCUCACUGCCUCCGGUGGCUGCUGGGAUACCGGAGGAAUCGGGUCCCGGCUCGACUAGUCCUCCAGCCACCCAGGGAAUACCUCUAGUUCUUCCCGGCCGCCGCCGUCGCUUCCUCCUCAGGCCGACGGUCCCCUUCGCCCCGCCCGGUUUGCGCCGCGCGUCUGGCCUGUCGGCGGGCCUGCUUCUCUCAGGAGCCUCCACCCAGGUGCAUGGCUCCAUGAAGCAGGAGGAGGAGGAGGCAGAGCGCGAGAGGUCCCGUCCGCCCCGGCCGCGUCUGGGCCAAGAGAAAAGGUACAGAAAGAAGGAAUGGAAUUGGAAGGAAGAAAAUUCAUCCCAGAGACAAAGUAGUUCCCCUCCUCUGUUGUAGCUGUUCCUUUGGCAAUAUAAACUUUCCUGCUUUCAGUCUGAAGUCACACAGAUUUAAGUUAGAGAUGAGGAAAAUGCUGAGAAGAUGUGGUUAACAAGGAAAAGCUUGAAAAUACCUCUAAAGUUCUUUAAAAAUAAGAUGAUUCAAUGUGAAGCCUGUAAAAAAGGGUUCUGCAGCAUUCCAGACCACGAGCACCGAGUCAGGAUGGGAAAGAGACGUUGUGUUCCUCCACUCGAGCCCAGGUUGGCAGCAGGUUGUUGUGGGGUCAAGAAGCCCAAAUUGUCUGCAAGUGGGACGCACAGUCACGGGAGCCAGUCCACUACUGUCCCCAGCGCUAGUUCAGGACCUCUUCAAAACCACCAGCAUGUGGACAGCAGCAGUGGAAGGGAGAAUGUGUCGGACUUAACUCUUGGACCUGGAAACUCUCCCAUCACACGGAUGAAUCCCGCAUCGGGAGCGCUGAGCCCUCUCCCCCGACCCAAUGGAACUGCCAAUGCCACGAAGAAUUUGGUGGUGACUGCAGAGAUGUGCUGCUACUGCUUUGAUGUACUCUACUGUCACCUCUAUGGCUUCCCACAGCCACGACUUCCUAGAUUCACCAAUGACCCCUAUCCGCUUUUUGUGACAUGGAAGACAGGGCGGGACAAGCGGCUUCGUGGCUGCAUUGGGACCUUCUCAGCCAUGAAUCUUCAUUCAGGACUCAGGGAAUACACGUUAACCAGUGCACUUAAGGACAGCCGAUUUCCCCCCCUGACCCGAGAGGAGCUGCCUAAACUUUUCUGCUCUGUUUCCCUCCUUACUAAUUUUGAGGAUGCCAGUGAUUACCUGGACUGGGAGGUAGGGGUCCAUGGAAUUCGAAUUGAAUUUAUCAAUGAAAAAGGCAUCAAACGCACAGCCACGUACUUGCCUGAGGUUGCUAAGGAACAAGACUGGGAUCAGAUCCAGACAAUAGACUCCUUACUCAGGAAAGGUGGCUUUAAGGCUCCAAUUACCAGUGAAUUUAGAAAAACGAUCAAACUCACCAGGAAUAACCACCUUGCAGUGGAGGAGUGAUUACAGUGGGAAAGAGAUGGCUCUGGGUACCGAAGUGAGAAGGUGACAAUCAGUUACGCAGAGUACAUUGCUUCUCGACAGCACUGUUUCCAGAAUGGCACUCUUCAUGCCCCACCCCUCUACAAUCAUUACUCCUGACACACGGCUGCAUGACCAGUCCCACCCCCCUGUGGCCACCAAUGGCUAUGACAUCAUUGGAGCAGAUGCCUCCUCUUCCUGGUCCAGUUACUUCUAUUACUGCACCAUUUUAUGAUGCUAGCUUCCGUUGUCAAGUCUGCCUCCCACUGACUGAGGGAGUGUGGGGUUACACUGAAUGAAACAGAACUUGAGGGGCCCAAGCCUUAUCUCAGCCUUUCCUCAGUAUGGGGUCCCAUUGGAUUGGGGCUUCUGCAUGACUAGUGAGAAUCGCUGUGUGGGUGUUGAAGACCCUGGUCUGGUGAUUUGCCACAUGUGUGUUGGCUACACAUUGGAAUUAAAGUUGAUGAUCCAUGGAGGUUUACCCACCCACAGCCUCCCAGAUCAGAUAGGUGUAUUCCCCUGGCAGUCUGGGCAACGGAGACCAACAAGAAACAUUUUUAGGUUGUUUUAAAUUCCUUUUUUUAAAACUUCCAGUUUAUUGCGUACCAAGAGUUGAUCACAACCUCCAUGCUUCCUAAGUGGAUGCCAUUUUAGGGUUGAGCAUGGGCACCAUGAGUCCUUUGAGACUCUUGGACAGAGACCCACACCAAGAUCCGAAGCCCUGCAGAUGGCGUUACAGAUCUCAUUGCUCAGUGAGGCGCGAAGGUUUGGAAUUCUCUCCCCACUGGCACUCUUCCUGCAUCAAGUCUCCUGCUGUUACAUGGAGCCCUGUGGUAUGGCCUGCUGAGAAAUGGAGUGCAGAGGCCCAUGGGAGAGCUUGGUGUCAUCACUGUGUGAGAUGUGAAGAGAGAGGCCUCUUUCUCACCACCUGGCUACCUCACUCCUCACUGGUAGCAGUGCCUAUAGCUGGAUCUAGGUUCUCAAAAGUGCAGAUGUGCAAAUGGGCAGUUGGGUUGGGCUCAUCAUUCUAGAUAGUUGGGUCUCUUGAGCUGGUUUUCUUUGCAGGCAAACAUUCUGAGAGACCUUUAAGUAGGCAAGUUAUUGUUCUAGUUUGCCUAAGGUGAUGUUUCUGUCCUUUUUAAGACUCUAGAGCAAAGUUGUGUAAUUGAACAAAGUAAAUCAAUCUAGUCUACCAUGCUGGGAGUUUUAACCCCACCAGGGCAUAGUUCCAAAUUGUUCUUUUUUUCUGUAUCAUUUAAACUUCCAUGUGAUACUUCCCUUCCAAACAUCAUUUGCUAAUUUAGUUUUUCUCUCUCUUGACUCAUCUUCACUCAUGUGAUAGCAGAGGUCAUAGAACUGGGGGGCUUGACAGAGCCUUCAAAAGCACUGUCUCAGAGGCAUUGCUGGUGACUCAGGAAGAGAUGGCCAGCUAAAGAAAGGGUACCUGGACAGUACGCUAGUUCUUCACAACAUGCUUGGAGAAUUCUGGAAGUGAAUCGUGUGUCAACCCAAUGAACAUGUUUUAUUUUUUAGUUACGUGGUAUUGAUGUGGCUUUCCAAAAUGGGCAUAAAUUCAAGUAUAAAGAACUUGGCGCUUUCUUCCACAAAGUUGGGUAGGGGGACAUAAUCUUAAGACAUUGCCCUCCAGUUCCUGGGACAAAUUAGAGGGAGUAGCUUUGUGCUGCGGGCAGGACUGGGGUAUGUGGGAAGAUUUAGAUGACAUUAGAGUGCCCAGAGUAUGCCCCCUCGUUGCUGGUCACCUUGUGUAAAUGAAGGUGAAGUGGUCAUCUCAUGAUGUCCUGCUGCUGAGGAUAUUACAUACCUUGUUACAGAUGUGACAAUAGUUACCCUUAGGUGCCAUGGAUUGAUGUCAAGGUGGUCAGCUCUAGACUAAGCUACCCACCUCCAGUUUGUACAAACAGUAUUGAUACAUAGGGCUACACUCAUUACUGUUAAAGUGUUCUAUGUUAAAAGUUGUGUUUGAUUUCUAAAGAUUUAAAAAAAAAAAAAAAGCAAAAAAAUUGGUGCUAAACUUUCACCCCUGAGCACGCUCAGUGAGACUGGUCAUGCAAGCAUUUACAGUGCCAUGUUCCUCAAGCCUAUUUUUCUUGUAGAAAUGUUGCCCUAUUUGUCUUCCCAGUGUAUAGUAUGUAGUUUUAUUUUAUUUUAUUUUAUUUUAUUGAGGGUGGGGUAGGAUACCUGCCAUUUAAGAAAAUUAAAUUUUUAAACCCCCCAAAUGGGGGAAAAAUCAGUGCACAAGAAUAGGGCUGAUGGAAGCCCAGCAUCACACUGAAGUAGGCUCAGUGGUUUUGGAGUGAAGAAGCCUUACUCCCUGCACAUUCCCUCAUAUUCCUAACAAGUCCAGCAGUGGAGGUGCGUGAGCUCCUCUUGCCUUGUCGGAGCUCAGAAGGCAGCCAAGGGAGACUAUGUGGGCCCUGUCAGAGUCCAUCCUGACCAGGGCGUGACAGGAAGUAGUCUGGAAGUGUGUGGUUGUGGUGCCCUUGUGGAACUGUGGGGGAGGUGGCUCUCAGGAAAAAUACCUGGUCUGGAUCAUCCACGCGGCAGCUUUGCAUAGGGAGGUGACAGCUCCAAGCUGGAGCAGAUCUGCCUUCCACUUGCUUGACCAAAGCAGUAAUGAGGGUGGCCAAUACAUGCCAACGACUGGGAUACAUAGGACUGAGAGGGAGAGCAUAGGAGGUGCUUUCCUACCUGCUGCUCCCUCUGUUCUUGGGCCACUGAACAGUAGGUAACCACUGUUGUGAGGGACCGGCCCAACUCCCUGGCUUGGUUCAGUGUGUGUUUCAUCCCUAGCUGUGAGUGCCUUUUGGUCUGGAAAGUUGGCUUGUCUCAUAAUACCCACAGCUAGGACAUUUUCCCUGUAAUUACGAAUUGUUCUUGUUUUCCAUUAACUUAAGAGAGUGUCUUUGAUCACUAGAGUUUGUCAGUGUUGGAUUGUUUCCACUGUGAGGUUCUUAAAACUUUUUCGCUGCAUAUUGAAACAAUUCAUGUUAGAUACUCUUUCCACAUAAAAGGUUUGUAGUUGAGACAUUACAUAUAUUUUACGUUUAUAAUAAAAACCAUCUAUACAAAAGAAGUCCUGGGUGUUAAUUUUAAUAUUUUGCACAAGAUCUGUUUUCCAUAAUAUGUUAACCAGUUUCACUAACUGUUGAUGUUUUUUUUCUAUCAAGAUUUCUGGAGCCUAGGGAUCUACUUGUUCUGUUCAUUUUGUUCUUAUUUCCCUGAAGCAAAAGACUAUAUGGCCUUCAGUGCAAAGACUUCAGACCAAUUCUUUGUAUCACACUUGGUUGCCUCUUGGCUAUAUAACUUCUGAGUGCAAAUCAUUGAACUCUUUAAUGAAGUAUUGUAGAGAAUAAAUCAUAAUGAGUAAAAA